This is a messenger RNA of Rubroshorea leprosula, 584 nucleotides long. NCBI's taxonomy places the organism in Eukaryota, Viridiplantae, Streptophyta, Magnoliopsida, Malvales, Dipterocarpaceae. The record is from the annotation of a GenBank genome assembly.
GUUGUGGGGUUCCGUAUAUCACAAACGGCACGACGAGAAUGCAUUCGGGUAACCAAUUUGGGAAUUCUCAUUACGAGUUCUUCCCUGGAAACCCCAAAUGGGAGCUGGAACUUCCAGCGGCACUGUGGGUACGGUGGCGAACGCAUUGGUGAAGUGGGCAAACGUGACAACGUUCAUAUUCAAUUUGGUGGAGGACCAUGACGAAGCGGAUUUUAAGAUCCGUUUCCAGAGGUGGGAUCAUGGAGAUGGAGUCACUUUCGAUAGGCCUCGUGGGGUUCUUGCUCCUGCCUUUUCGCCCAUGGGUGAGAGGUUUCACUUCGAUGCCGAUGAGAAUUGGGUGGUCGGCGUGUUGCCGAAGUUGUUCGAAUUGGAGACGGUGGCGCUGCAUGAAUUGGGCCAUAUUUUGGGCCUAGGCCAUUCCUCGAAUGGAGAUGCCAUUAUGUUUCCAAAUAUUGGGCCAGGGAUGAUUAAAGGGCUGAGCCCAGAUGAUAUUAAAGGAAUCCGAGUUUUGUAUAAUUUAAAUUCAUGUAAUACAGAUUAAAUCCUACAUUAAAAGUGCAGUUCUAUAAAUUUAUUAAAAUUUU